AUGGCAGCAACGGGCUCUGCCACAGCCAAAACUGCCAAGUCCUGCAAAAAGUAUCGAACGGUGAAGCGGCACGCUGGCAUCUACACCUACCAGGAGCCGCCCCACAGCAACUCGGAUGAUGAUAUCGGUGAAGAAAAGGCUGAGAGCCAUGACCCAGAGCAGAUCUUUCAGAACAUCCAGUACCAGAAGGAGAUUAUGUCCAACAUCCGCUGCCGGCCGUGGCCGAUGAGGCAGAAGCUGAGGGCACUCAGGCAGGCGAAGGAGAUCGUGCUGAAGUAUGAAGGGAGACUCACAAGAACAAGAGGUUACCAAGCUGCUGGUGCAGAGCUUUGGAGGAAGUUUAUUCGACUUGCGUAUAAUUUUGUGGUGAUCUUUAUUCCUUGGGAAAUGAGAAUAAAGAAAAUUGAGAGUCAUUUUGGGUCUGGAGUUGCCUCUUACUUCAUCUUCUUGAGAUGGCUAUUUGGAAUCAAUAUUGUACUUACCAUAAUGACAGGAGCAUUCGUAGUCUUACCAGAGCUACUGGUUGGAGCACCGUUUGGCAGCACAGUCAGCAAGACCAUUCCCAAGGAGCAUAUUGCAUCUGCUCAAGACCUGGACACCAUUUGGUCACUAGGGGGCUACCUCCAGUACUCUGUUUUAUUUUAUGGUUACUAUGGUCGUGACAGGAAGAUUGGGAAAGCUGGAUACCGGCUGCCUCUCGCCUACUUCCUUGUUGGAAUGGCAGUGUUUGCUUACAGCUUCAUCAUCCUCUUAAAAAAAAUGGCAAAGAACUCAAGAAUGAGUUUAGCAAGUGCCUCUGAUGAAAAUUACACUUUCUGUUGGAGACUCUUCUGUGCUUGGGACUACUUAAUAGGAAACCCUGAGGCUGCAGAGAGCAAAGCUGCUGCCAUAGUUAAUAGCAUUAGGGAAGCUAUAUUGGAAGAGCAGGAAAAGAAGAAAAGCAAAAACUUGGCGGUGACCAUAAGCUUAAGAAUUAUUGCAAACAUCCUUGUGCUUCUCUCCCUUGCUGGAAGUAUUUACAUCAUAUACUUUGUUGUGGAUCGAUCCCAAAGGUUAGAGCGCACCAAAAAGGAAUUGACUCUUUGGGAAAAAAAUGAGGUAAGCGUAGUUGUGUCACUGAUUACAAUGAUUGCACCCUCUGCUUUUGAACUUGUGGCAGCUCUGGAGAUGUAUCAUCCCAGGACCACUCUUCGCUUCCAACUUGCCAGGGUUCUUGUUCUAUACCUGGGAAACCUCUACAGUUUAAUCAUUGCUCUCCUGGAUAAAGUGGACAGUAUGAGUGUCACU
Messenger RNA from Antrostomus carolinensis (chuck-will's-widow), 1287 nucleotides. Its product is annotated as transmembrane channel-like protein 3. The transcript has 12 exons. The annotation marks the transcript as partial. Gene Ontology annotation, molecular function: mechanosensitive monoatomic ion channel activity. Gene Ontology annotation, cellular component: plasma membrane. Lineage: Eukaryota; Metazoa; Chordata; Aves; Caprimulgiformes; Caprimulgidae. The record is from RefSeq and is a predicted model, not a curated record.